This is a messenger RNA of Pipistrellus kuhlii (Kuhl's pipistrelle), 3472 nucleotides long. It is a transcript of the gene TSPYL1, whose product is annotated as TSPY like 1. The record is from RefSeq and is a predicted model, not a curated record. The transcript has a single exon. Gene Ontology annotation, molecular function: chromatin binding; histone binding. Gene Ontology annotation, cellular component: nucleus; chromatin. NCBI's taxonomy places the organism in Eukaryota, Metazoa, Chordata, Mammalia, Chiroptera, Vespertilionidae. Gene Ontology annotation, biological process: nucleosome assembly. Bases 105 to 1535 code for a protein of 476 amino acids.
CGGAGGGGUGGGCGGCGCCAUUCGCCGGCGGACACAGACUGCGCGGCUUCUGUGAGGAGAGCGGACGGUCACUGACGGUUGGUCUGGCUGCUGCGAACGCCGACAUGAGCGGCCUAGCCGGGGCCGAGGGGGCCCUGCACCCCCAGACCUGCAGCCCCGGUGCCCCCGCCCCCGCCCCCGGACAGCCGGACCCAGACCCGAGCCCGCAGCUCCGUGAGGAAACCGAGGCGUCACAGGUGAUGGCGGAGCCGGGGGAGGGAGGCUCGGAGGCCGUCGCCCUCCCGCCGGUCCAGCUUCCAGAGGAGGAGAAGGAGGAGGAGGAGGAGGGAGCCUCACCCGACCCUGCGGCCGGUGGGGUCGGCGGCCGUGCCCCCCGGACCCCGGGUGGCGGGGGUGACGAUGUCGGAGCGCCUGAAGCGGAGCCGGAGCAGGCCCCGCCCCCCGCCGCGGCCCCGGCGGCCGAGCCGGUGUCCAUGGCAACGGGCCGCGGCCCCAACAAUGGCGGUCCGCGCGGCCCCGGGGCGGCGCAGGCCGUGGAAGCCUGUGGCGCAGAGAAGCCGGGGUCGGAGGCGGUGGCCGAGGCGGCGGCCGCGGAAGUGAACCCGGUCUCGGUAGCAGUGGCUGAGGCGAUGGUGGAAAAGGAAGGCGUGAAGGAGGAGAAAGGAGAUGACGAAAUGGAGAUGAAAGAGGAGAAAGUAGAUGAAGUGAAGGAGGAGAAAGGAGAUGAAAUGAAGGAGGAGAAAGGAGAUGAAGAAGUGAAGGAGGAGGUGGAGGUAGAGGAGAAGCCAGUAGUAGGUGAGGAAAUAGAAAUGGCGGAGGAAAACCGAGCGGUGGAGGCGGUGGAGGAGGGGGCGGAGGGGGCAGGGCUGCCCCGGCCCCUGAAUGUGAAUUUCCGCGUGAACCUCCGCAUGAACCCGCUGGAGGCCAUCCAGCAGGAGCUGGACACUGUGAAUGCUCAGGCCGACAGGGCCUUCCAGCAGCUGGAGCAGAAGUUUGGCCGGAUGCGUCGGCACUACCUGGAGCGGAGGAAUUACAUCAUUCAGAACAUCCCGGGCUUCUGGGUCACCGCCUUCCGAAACCACCCCCAGCUGGCCCCCAUGAUCAGGGGCCAGGAUGCCGAGAUGCUGAGAUACAUCACCAAUUUGGAAGUGAAGGAGUUCAGACACCCGAAAACCGGCUGCAAGUUCAAGUUCUUCUUCCGGAGAAACCCCUUCUUCAGAAACAAGCUGAUUGUCAAAGAAUACGAAGUCAGAGCCGGCCGAGUGGUGUCUCUCUCCACUCCAAUCGUGUGGCGUCGGGGCCAUGAGCCCCAGUCCUUCAUUCGCAGAAACCAAGACGUCGUCUGCAAUUUCUUCACCUGGUUUUCAGACCACAGCCUGCCGGAGUCUGACAAGAUUGCCGAGAUCAUCAAAGAGGACCUGUGGCCGAAUCCUCUGCAAUACUACCUGCUGCGCGAAGGAGUCCGUAGAGCCAGACGCCGCCCACUGAGGGAACCAGUGGAGAUCCCCAGGCCGUUUGGGUUCCAGUCUGGUUAAACUUGGUCCUUGGGACUACCUCUGCACAAGGUCCCCUGGCACUUCUUGCUGAAACCUGUGCUUGAGCAACAGAAAUGGGUGGUAUACCUUCUACUUUUUCCCCCCUGACAUUUCUAAAACGUUUUUUUUUUUUCUCCCCUCUGGACAUUUGUUUUCUCAACCGCAAGAUUGGGACCUUCAUAGCUGUGCUUCUCCACUUCUGUACAGCCUGACUUUUUCCACUUAAUAUAUGACCUUCAUGCUGUUCUGCAUCACUGUCACAUCCUGCAAGGCCAUAUUCACACUGCUGCUAAGUCAAGUAAAUAUGCUGUAAAUUUCACUGCCUUUUUUUGCACUGCUUGGACUCUCUUUGUUUCCAGGGCCUCUGGUCUGGCUUUUACCAUCUGGGAUUCUAGCUUUUGUGUAGAGGCCUGUUCUACCCACCCUGUUCUGCAGGGCAAGCAUACAGCCUAUGGAUUUUUGCAGAAAAGAAAACCACCAGAGACACUGAAGAGCAGCAGUGGUCCAUUUGGUCUUCGUGAUUCAUGUGACUGCAUUGCUCUCCUUGCACCUGUGGUCAGCUGUUGCCUGCUUCUGGCUGUGUCCACUCCUCUUAGCCUGCUGCCUACUCGAUGAACAUCUUCCAGACCAUUGUCAGCUCCUCUCAUUUCUGGUAAACCAGAAUCUCUAGAACUGGUGGUGGACCCAAGUUUUCUGCUAGCACAAAUUUCCUUUCCAGCCUUUCCAUUCCUCAUCCUCUUUCCCCUUGAUCCUCAUCAUCCAAGAGCCCUACUUCAGAGAAGUGGUUGAGGUGACAAGUUUAGACCUUGUCCUUAUGACAAGUAUAAGGAUGGUGUCCAGGCUUUCUCAGUAUCUAGUGAAUUCACACAAAACUUCGGUACCUCUCUGUACCUCCUUUCCUCAUCCUGAUGUAAUUAGCAGUACACUUUCUGUGUGUUCCUUAUCUCAAAAUAAAAAACAACACUUAGAAACAUCUGCAAAAGCAGAUCUUGUAGUUAAUUUGGCUCUCCUUGAUUUCCAGGGACACUUUGACUGGUUUCCUCCCCACAUGCCCUGACCCAACGAGGGCUGGGGAUGAAUUUGCAACCCAGGUAUGUUUUCUUGACUGGGGAUUGAACCCCCAGUCCUUUGGUGUAGUGGGUCAGUGCCCUAACCACUGCACAUACUGGCCAGGAUUUUUUUUUUCUUAUGUUGUUAAUCCUCACCCAACGAUAUUUUUUCCAUUGAUUUUGAGAUAGUUGGAGGGAGGAAGAGGGGUGUUAAAGAGAGAAAUAUCCAUGUGAAAGAGAUUGCGAUUGGUUGCCUCCAGGGCCAGCAUCAAACCUGCAACCCAGGUACAUGCCUUUGACCUUGACUAGGAAUCAAAUUGGCAACUCUUCAGUGCUUGGGCCAAGGCUCUAAUCACUGAACCACACUGGCAAGGGUGAGAAGAGUUAUUUAAAGAAAUACAACUUUUGAUGUUUUUUCUAUAUUUUUAUUUGACUUAAUUUAUGGAGAUAAAUACUUUUAUUUCACUAAUACUUAAUAAAAUCCUGUUAUUUUCUGUUUUUGCUUACUAGGAAAAUUGAGUUAUACAAGCUUUCUUUGCUUUUGUUUGGGAACAUUUAGAAAAAUAAUCUUUCCAGAUAUAUAGAGACUUAAAUGAAUAUUCAUAAAGGUUUUCAAACUUGUUCUUGUUUCUGUCAAAACUACAUUCUUAGAAAUAUAAAUAACUUGAUUUUGUCAGAUUAUCAAGACUUUGGAAAUUGUCUUCAUGGAAAAAUAACCUGUAAAAACAGUGUGGCUUGAUUGUCUUGCUUGAUAAUUUGCCCUGCUAACAACUUAUUAACAAUUUAAUUAAGUACUUGGAAGAUUGCUCUGUCAAAUUGGAAGUGUACCAAUAACGUAUUUAUAUUUACAUAUAUGCAUGUUGUUAAAAUAAAAGUAUGUUGUUACUC